AGACCAGCUGCAGCAACUAUGGCUGCCGGGUGUUGAGCCACAUGUAACAACAGCUUGUUUACUGAACUCUUUGCUUCCUGCCCUGAAAGAAGACACGUUAACAAAAUGUCUCGGCACAGAAAUGUCCGGGGUUACAACUACGACGAAGACUUUGAAGACGAUGACAUGUAUGGCCAGUCAGUAGAUGAUGACUACUGCAUCUCCCCAGCCACAGCAAAUCAAUUUAUCUACUCACGUCAAGAAAGACAAGCCCCAAAGGAGGAGCCUUUAGAGGAGGAAGAAUAUGAAGAGGAAGAUGUUCCAAUGUCGCCUACUGUCAGCUACAAUCUCAACCCUCUUGAGCAAGCUAAGCUAUAUUCAUGUCUGGAUCAAAUGCGGGCGGUACUGGGAGUGACAGUGCCAGACUCAGUUUUAACUGAGGCUGCCAUCAGAUGUGAAUAUGAUCCACAAAGAGCUCUGGAUGCAGUUCUGUCUGAGGACCCCAAGACAGCGCCGGUUACCAAAAGUGGUGCGGUGGAGCCGCCGACUGUGCUGCGUAUGAAUCAGGAGAGUGCGCCGCUUCCACAAAGAACUAAACAAGCUGCUACAACUGAAAGAGGAGCCUGCCUGUCGCACUCUCAUUCAGAACACGGUCCCCACUCUGAUGGGUUCACGUCCACAAAUCCAUGCGUGUCUCAGUCACUGGGCAGCUUUACUCAACUCAACUUAAGUGCUGUCACUAGUAGUCCUCAAAGUCACAGUGUAAUGGGGCCCGGCGCUACUAGUUUGGCGCAGCUCAUGUCACAGCAUCAGCAGAAGACUAUGCACACUGGAGGAGUUGAGAAAGCCGUGGUCCUCCCUUCAUUAAGUAGCCUGACUCUGGGUGCCAGCUGUUCUCCACCGGUUACAGCUAAUCAAAGCAGUCUUGCAUCAGGAACUAUCACGUCUUUAAAUCCUUCUUUAUCCCUACACAGCACUUCAUUGCUUUCACUUCCUCUAAGCAGCUUGUCCAUAAGUGUGCCCAGAACAGCCGCUCCUUCUGGGUUUGGCAGUCUUGGUUGCAAUGCAACAAGUGUUGAUCCCAAGGGAAGCCCCUCUUUAGCGGAUCUUAUCCAGCAACAUACAAAUCGCGACCUAAAUCCUGCUGUCUCUUCCGAGAGUAACCCCUCAACUGUUUGGUCCCAAGGAAGAAGUACAUCUCUGUCAGACCUUGCAUUCCAGCAUCAGAGCAAAAGUACUGAAGGACAGUCCCCCUUCGGUUUUAGUCUAGAGAAGGUCACACCGUCCUGCCAGAGUGGGACUGUCUCACUUUCUCAGCUAGCACUUCAGCAUCAAAUCGGAUCUUCAUCUGCACUUCCGACCGAUUGCACAGACUCUUCGACCGUGCUACAGUCACGACCACCUGGCCUCACCAGGUUGUGUUCACCUCCGCAUUUUCCAACUGGUCCUGAAGUCACAAGCUCAUCUGCUUGUUGCACCUCACCUCUCUCACUAGCACAGUCAGAGUGUGCUGAUCAGUCCAAGCUCCCUCCCAAAUCGCACCAUGAAAACUCGGGUAGCAGUCUCACUCUCAGUGCUCUCAUGAACCAGUCACAGAACGUUCUGGACACAGGUGACAACAUCUCCUCGCCAUCUUUUCCCACUCCCCUUACUCUUGGAGUCAGUUCCUCGGUUUUCGCGCCACCAUCUGUAUUUGCCCUCACGCUGUCACUCCAAAGCCGUAAACAUCCAAAACGAUCCCGAAAUAAAGCACACAGUUCUCCGAAGAGAAGUGGCCAUCUCGCUGUUCUGUGGAAGUUGCUCAAAGGUUCCAGAGAAAACUUGCAGCUGGGAAAAAUAGUUCCCUUUAGCUUUGACACUCCAUCACCGGAUGACAUUGUCCGUGCGAAUCAGAAGAAAGCUUUCACAAGGUAGAGAGAAAAAUCACAAUUUAACUGAAUGAGGGACUGAAGUCCAUGGACCAAACUACGAGCAUUACUUACAGAAGUGUUAAGUCUACUUCUGCCGUCUUAAACAUCAGGAUGAUGACUGUACAUUCAGUGUUGAAUAUAUAUAGAUCUUUUUGGCAGCUUGAAUCUCACACCACCUUUCUUCAGCUUAAUUACUGCAGUUUUUUAUGCCAUUGUAUGUUUUAUGAACUAUUUUUAGGUGCUUUAUACGUUUUUCUUUUAUUGUUUUUGCGAUUAAAUUGUUUUUCAUGCUUAAGGCUGACUUAUCUAAUGUAACAGCCUCACUUACGGGAGCUCAAAUUUCAAGGCAGAAAAGGCAGAGCUUUGCAGAUGCUGCUGCUGUUGGAAUAUGGAUCAGUUAACCAUUGUGCUGGUUUCCAGCUGCAUGCCUUUGACAUCAUGGUGGUAACAUUUUGGGUUUUAGAACACCUGGAGAUUUUCCCAUGAGUCAAACCACAAACGCAGUAACAAGCAAUUUUUUUUGUCUUCUGCCUUCAUAUUGUAAAACUAACUUUUACUGAAGACACUGGUGCAAAAGUUCAUUUGAACUGUUUUAAAGUUGUUUUUUUUUGAGUUAUGACCAAGUAUAUUUUAUAUAAAGUUGGUCAGUAAACUAAAGCUGCCAUAAGAUGAUUUGUUAUUGAAAUAAAGGAGCUGAUUAAAAAAAUGUUGACGGUAUUUUCAUUGAUUUUAAAUGUCUUUUUCAUACAGCAUAAUUAUGUGUAUGUGUAUGUUUGGUAACAAUUCAACAUAUUUUUUUGGAAGAAAAUUGAACUUCAGUCAAGCACUUUUUUUGUUAGCGGAUACUUAUUUCAAUUUUUAAAAAUGGUUGAAGUUUUAAUUGUCACAAAAAGUAAAAACCAAAAAGAGUAAGAUGACUGGGUAAUUGCAUCCUUGAACAUUUCUUUUAUUGAUCAAAAUGAUUUAAAUUUACAUUUUAGCUUCUGCUGUGUCUUAAUCCAAAAAAUAUUUCCAGUUAUGUUCAUAAUACCUAAAUAGCAAUACGAGUUGAAACCCAUCACUUGUCGUCACAUUUUCCUUUCUCAAUAGUUCACAGGGAAUUGUUCAUAAGAGUUUCUUCUUUUUCUAUUUAAAUAUCUUUUUUUUUUUAUUCUGCAAAGCGACGAUUAGCAUGAUACCAUUCUGUAUGAAGGAUUGUAUCAAAUACAGGUAUUUGAAAUAGGUAAACGAGGUUAGACUUUUGGUAACAUGCUUAAAUAAGCAUGUUAAUGUGUUUUUUUUCCAUAUUUCCAAUGUGUCAAGUUGUUCCUUACCCUUUACCCUUUGUGUAACCUUUUAUUAAAGUUGCCCCUGAAGCAUCACUCCGUGUAUACAUUAAGAGAAGAUUGAUGAUAUUAGUUUGCUUAAAUACCUCAUAAUGAGGUUCUUAUCGGAAAAUGUAAAUGCAAAGUCCUGUUUUUAUUCAAAUAAUUUUGUAGUUGGAUACUGAAUCCUGCUAGAAAUGAAGACUUUGAGUUUUUGAAUUAGGAUAAGAAAGCUGCUACUACUUUGCUACUGUUCCACAUUCUGUGAUGACAAACCUUUCUUUUGCAGUGAUGGCUCUAUAGCAAAUUUCUAUUUAAGGUUUGUUCAGUGUACUCACUGUCUAAUGCGUUAUUACUCAUAGUUUUUACUGCCGUGGUAACCCACUAUAUUUGAUAUCCAUAUCACAUAUCCUCUGGUUUAAGUUGCUAAUUUUUCUAGAAGUAUUUGCCUGAGUGCUUUAAUUUGAGCUCCACUUCUUGCAUUAAUGUGGGCACAUUUAUACAGGUGCAGGGUGUAUGAACAAGACCCCGAGGCUGUCAAACAGACUACUGAACCUUCAUAAUAAGGGCUGAAAGGGUUUAAUAAGACUUGUAAAACAGGUUUUUAAGCAAACAAGAAGUCUUUGUUGAUCUGCUCUGCUAUUAGUGUAGCGAUCAUUUUAAAGUAAGAAGUCUAGUUAAAUGAUUCAAAAAUAAAAGAUGAAUGGGUGAAUAAUAGUGGAUAUUCAGCAUCUUUAGAAAUACAUUUUACAGAAAUGUAGCCCAGUUGUGGUCCAAUAAUCUGCAUAAAAACCAUUUAAAUUGAAUGUUGCAGCGCCUCAUAGGUAUCAAUGGAUUCAAGUGCUUUCCCUUGUUAUCCUAUCAUUCUUCAUCGGUCAUUGCCAUUGCUUGUAGUCAUCAUGGAUAGACAGUGUUUGUGUACUGUAAACACAAUGAAAUGGAUUUAUUGCUAUGUAAAUACUGAUAGAAAUCCAUGGGUAACACAGUGACAAGUGUGUUCUACAGAUGUCGUUGUAGAAAUGCACUGGUCCAUGUAUCAGACAAUGUUUGUGCAAGCUCCUGAGCCGGGAGUUGUGUCAUCCUGCUCAUGAAAAUCUGGGCUUAAAAAAGGUUCACAUGAAGCACGGAACACGGACAUAUACAGUGAACAUAUGGGAAAUGGUUUCUCACGUGAUCUUUAAGAAAAAAAAUGUGUGAUGGUAUUUAAAAUCAUAGGCAGAAGAUAUCCAUUGCCACAAAUAAAAUGUACUUUUUAUUAACAACCACAAUUUGGUCCAUGUUCUACAAGACAGAGCGUCUAUGUGGGUUCAGCAGGAAGUUGCAAACUUGGAGAAAAUGUCACCUCAAGCUUACAUCUGCUCAGAACAGACGAGCUCUAGGUCGUCUCUCUGACACCACCUACGUAGGAAAAUCUGAUCAUGUCCCUUAAUGUUCACACUUGAGACACAUCAAAUCAUUUUGUUUCUCGCAGUUUUUGUUGCAAGAGCUGCAUGCACAUCACCGCAGUGUUUUGAUCUCAGGGUGGCAUUUCUGUGGAGCACAGUUUUUCUCACUACAAGUGGUAGAACGUGUAAUCGAGCAACACCUGCUUCGUAAUAUUGAUCACAUGAACUGUUCUUUAAAAAAAAGAGACAUCAAUUGAGAUCAUCGUGUCAAGCUUAUUUCACGUUUUCCCAUUUAGUGUCACUCAUGUUAAUUUUAGUUCAUGUUACAACCCCCAGAAGUAAUUACCCCAGUAUGACCUUUUGAACUUGCCCCCACACUUGUGGCUGUACAAUUCUUUUUUUUGUCAUUUAAAGUACUUGGUCACUUAUGGCUGACAUUUUACUGACCUUUACUUUCCACCCUCCCCAAAGCCCAGCUGCUACUGUGCAUCAGUGUUGCCCUAUGAUCAUUGAAUAUAGCAGCUCAUUUUAUAAUUUGGAUUUGUCGUAUUGAAAGUCAUCAAUUACUUGUCUACAAUAGUUCCACUCAAGUUCAACAUUGAUAUAUCACGGUGCACUCUCACCUUUGUUGUUUUGUCUGUGUUGUGGUUGCUGCUGCAAAGAUAAUUUAGCACUUUGUUUUCCAUUACAAUUGCAUCACCUUUUGGAGCUGAGAUGUCUCAAACAUUUUAAGAGAGGACAGUCUCAAACAUAUGCCAUGUUUUAGCCAAAAAUUCUGAGUGCCAGCAAACCAGAGCUCUCUGUGCAGGGGUCUCUUAAGUUACUUAAGUUGACUCGUACAACUGACCAAUAAUAAAAGGCGGCCGUUUUAGUGGCUAUGAUGCUGAUGCCACACAGCAGCUGAAGCGCCAGUGAUUCCUCAUGUCCUCUGCAUCAGAAUUUAUGAAGAACAUUUUCAUAUUAUUAAAAUAGUUUUCCUUUCAGCACUGAAACCGUUCCCUGAAUCCCCCCUGCCCCCCUGCACCUCCUCAUUUGCUUUGUGUCACUGUUUUAAAGCCACAUUAUGAAUCAAAUGCUGACGGAAAGGUAGUAUUAUCCCCUUACUUUUCACCACCGCCAUCCCCUGUUUUUUUUUUUUUUUUUCAUCUGACAUGAGCACUUGUGUAUCUUGAUGGGGGUUGGUUUAUAUUUGCAUAUCCUGGGCGGACUCCUCUUAUCCUGUACUCAGUUGGCCCUCAGGCUCAAGGCUCAAUGACUCACUCUUAGCCACACCAAGGGUCCUUAUACCUUAAAUUCCUGGUUGGGUGACUGCCAGCCGUUUACCUGCCAGUCCAACUAGUAAAAAUAGAUGUUCAGAACCUGAUUGUGGUCUAUAGUUGUUUCCUCAGGGGCCUCCUGUCAGUACUGCUCCCAGGCUAGUACAGAAAAUAAGAUCUGGCACGCAGAUUAUUUGCAGAGAUAUUAAGAGUUUUGUCAGUGAGUGGCACAGGCAGUGGGUUGAAACUAUGGAGGGGGAAGAUGGCUUCAUGUGGCUGUUUCCCCUCGGGAUGAAAGUUUGUUUGUGACUCCAUUACUUUUAAAAGAGCGAGAUGACGUUAACUGAUUACUUUUCUCACCAGUUUGGGGUCGAAACAAGAUGAACCCCUGUUUAAGUUUUUUUUUUUCAAGCAACUGUAGCAUGGAUAAGAAUAAUCCCUUCAGGUGUUACUGCAGUCAAUUCCAGAAUGAACAAGGGUUGCUCUCUUUGAUGAAGGUGACUACUCCCAGUUGCUGUCUUCAGCCUCACUGUUGAGAUGUUCCUCUACUACAGUUGAGACGUGUUAUUAUUAUGUCGCCCUGGUCUCAUCUGUGAACGUACUGUAACUUCCAAAGAGAGAUGGAGCUCCAGCUUUUUUCGAAAACUGUCUUAAUCCAUUGAUGCCUUUGGAAAAUACAUCACAUACAGAAAGAUUCAAAUCCCAAGUUAGUUAAGUUUUCUGUGAAACGGAUUGCCUCAGCUUGAUAGAGUUGUUGACAUAAGGUAACCGUGUCAAGUUGCGUGAACAAAUAAGUUUCUGGUAUGUGCACCUCAAAUAAACAUGGCUAGUCUCAGUGUAAGAGCUGUACUUUUUACCUACUUAAUUUAAGUAUUAGUUAGUGAAACUAUGUGAUGUUACAUUAAUCACUGUAUGUUGUAUAUCAGCUCAGUCGAGCUGUUCACCACAUUAUCCAGGUCGUCUAGUCCCACCAAGAGAAAUAGGAAUUUCGCUCCAGUAGUCAGACUAAGCUGCUUACAUGCAUUUUAAAUAGCUGCAAUACUGUUUAUUUGUUUAUAUUUAGUAUAUAAUUUUUUAUUUAUUUAUUUUUUGUUGGUAUUUAUCUGAUAUUUAUUCAUUUGGACAUAUAGUUUUGGUUUUUGGAAACCAGAGGCCUCAGACCAAAAUUUCGUUGCCAUAAUAUAGUGAUAUGUUUUUGUGCAAUGACAAUAAAGAGAGUCUAAGUCUAAUUGCCGGACUAACGCAACAAUUUGUUUUGGGUUUUUUUGAGCCGUCAUUUAAAGGUGUUCAAAAGUGUCCGUUUGACAAGCAUCAUGGGACUGAGCCACAUUAUAUUAUGACUUCAAAGUAAAGUCGAAUGGAAUCUCACAGCAACAUUAGAAUAUGAAGCAAGGAUACAGACUGCAGCAUAACAUUCUAAACCAACAAAGUUAAUUCAAGUUGAAUCCAUGAGCUUUAGUUCCAUGCUCCAUCCAUCUUAAUGUGCCAUCCUCCUGCCUCCUUCAGUUUAUGAAUUUUUAUUUGUAAUAUUUUUUGCUUGCAAGUGUUUGGGAGCAACUAUUUAUGAUGCCACUCUAAUAAAGAGUAAAAAGAUUAUUGUUUAAGUCGUCUGUCAGCUCAAGCGGCCGUGCCACAUCAUUGUAAUAUUUGCCUUCAUUUCAUAGCUGAAAGUUUAACUUGAAAUAUUUGUCCCGUCAGAAACAUGUGAUGGGUGAGUUUGCGUUCCCAGAACCUGCCUGUAGGUUAUUUGUCAACUCUUCAAGUUGUUUGUUGUUUACUCAGUGGUGGACUGAUGACCUUAAUAGGAACACCUACUUGGUAUUUUAAUGGCGUCUUGUUUCUAGUAAUCUGGAUGGAAUAAGUAGUUAUUUGUGUGAGUAGCUAUUAUCUAAAAAUUAUUAUUCUCCUUAAUUAAACAUGGUUAUCAAGGUGAUAUUAAUGCUUUACUUAGGUAGAUUUAUUUAAUUAUAGCUCUUAAAACGUUUUGUAUUUUCUAAAUUAUGUCAAUAGCAAACCAAAACCACAGGGUUUUUUAUUCCCUCUAAAGUUUUUUUGCUUCAGGCUUUAAGGUAAAAUAAUGUACAGAUUAUCAUAAAUACAUGAUUAAAAUUAAAAAAGUGAUAAUCUGGUGCCUAUUUCUCCCAAUGAAAUAUUGACGAUAUUAUUAUAUGAUAUUAAGAAUAAUUGAAUACUUUAGUUUGUGAAGUGGAACAAGUGCAAUGCAACAGUGUUGGUGACUCAGCUGAAACGUCAUUAUCUUUACGGUGCUAGAAUUGGAGCAAGACGUUUUUGUUCUGCUGGAAAAAGUCAUCAUAGUGUGCGUGCCCAUGUGCACUUACUGCUUUUUUGUACUUUAUAAAAGAUUCUGGAAGACUGAUUGAGAUGAGCAUGUUGGACAAUGGAUCUGUGAAACACUGAAGGAGAUGAAGAGGAAGAACUUACUUACUAAACUUGCUGCUUGCACUUUUAAAACGCUGUUUAUUUCAGUCCCUCUUUACCGCAUCUACAUGAUAUGACGCGAUUGUGGCUAUUUUUCAAUGGAAAAAAAGGGUUUUAUUCCUCUACCUUUGUCUCCUUUUUUAAUGCAACCAUUGCCUUUUAUAAACACUGUUCUGAUGUGUGAAGUGAAAUGUCUGCAUAAUGACGUGCGUAUCAUGUUUCAGAAUGAGAGGGAUUUUUUUGUCUGUCAUCUAUCCAGUCAUUUUGAGAAGACUUUAAAGAAAGUCCUUUAAAUAAUUUUGUUGAGUCACACUAAGCGCUUACUUUUUCUCACAGUUUGAAAGAAACAACUUGUGUUUUAGUGGCAUAAAUCUGAAUGAUUAUAUUGCAAAGACACAUGGAAAAUAUUUUAUUGCCGUUGGAUGUAAUGGUGAGGGUGUAUAGUAUAUUUCAGUUUGCCCUGCACCGCUCCAAAAAGCAUUUCCCAAAACUGUCACAUCACUUUCUGAAGAGACGAGACCACGGGUGGUUCUGAAAUUAACUCUUGCUGCGCCAGGAUGUCGGCAAACACACCCUGCAGCAGUCACAUCUAUAUGAAUCAUUAACAGGUUGAAAUGACUGGACUGGUGGUCAUUUGGAAUCAGGAUGACAAAGCACUCACUGUGCAUCUGAUGAUAAAUUGCUCAACUACUUGUCAAAGAUUUUGGGCUGAUAAUUGCAUCAUUUACUUCCAUUUAGCAGUUCCAUUUCCCGUCACAAAUGCGUUUAGCGCGACCAGAAACAUGGUCCGGCUGUUGUUUACUGCCACAUUUCUUUUUCAAACUAACUUAUGGCUUCACUAUUCACACAUUUAAAAGCAAAAACACAGACAAGUACACGCAAAAAUGUUCAAUUAAUGGCGUAUAUCUCUCUGGUAUCUGCAAGUGUACGUGAUGGAAGGUGACAUAAUUGUACCACAGGUUUGGGUGAACGCUAGAAUGAAGAAUCUAAGGCAGUUUCAAGCUCUAGUUUUCAAAGCUGGGUAAAUAACAGUUGCAUGGUAGAAGUGGCUCACGAGCCUUGGAAGUGUGGACACCUGUGCGGCACGGUAAGCCAGGAAUGAUCUGAGUUGGCUAGUGGGCUGUUCGACAGACCACAUGACUUGUUAUGAUCUUGGAGUUUUUGUUCCAGUGUUGGUAUAU
Synchiropus splendidus (mandarinfish) is the source of this 9454-nucleotide messenger RNA. It is a transcript of the gene hbs1l, whose product is annotated as HBS1-like translational GTPase. Gene Ontology annotation, molecular function: GTPase activity; GTP binding. Lineage: Eukaryota; Metazoa; Chordata; Actinopteri; Syngnathiformes; Callionymidae. Gene Ontology annotation, biological process: translation. The transcript is spliced from 5 exons. Bases 106 to 1893 code for a protein of 595 amino acids. The record is from RefSeq and is a predicted model, not a curated record.